Messenger RNA from Mytilus trossulus (common blue mussel), 1402 nucleotides. Its product is annotated as homeobox protein XHOX-3-like. The record is from RefSeq and is a predicted model, not a curated record. The transcript is spliced from 3 exons. Gene Ontology annotation, biological process: regulation of transcription by RNA polymerase II. Gene Ontology annotation, cellular component: nucleus. Lineage: Eukaryota; Metazoa; Mollusca; Bivalvia; Mytilida; Mytilidae. Bases 255 to 1196 code for a protein of 313 amino acids. Gene Ontology annotation, molecular function: DNA-binding transcription factor activity, RNA polymerase II-specific; RNA polymerase II cis-regulatory region sequence-specific DNA binding.
AUUCAAAUGACAGGUGUAUGUUUUUUCGACAAAUCCCCCGAGACCUUGUAGUUCUCUCUUGUGUGAAAACGUCUAUUUUCCAGAUAAUCGUCUUAAAAUGUCACAUCAACAGUAUCAUGUUUCAAAUAUGACUUUUACCUGUUUUGGACAAUUUUUGUAAUUUUUACUUUUUUCUACAAAUAGGUCUAUAGUUAUUUUUUACGUGUAUUCAGGACUUGUUAAUUUUAGUUUGAAAUAACAUUAACUUUUUAAUUAUGAACGAAUUCAGAGCAACUGGUUCAGAUUUUGAACUUAACUCUGAACGUAUUACACAAAGUGCAUUUGAUUUCACGAUGAAACAUCACCAACAGCUUCCGGAUGAUGGCAAUGUUGAAUCCGAUGAUGAUUCUUAUUUUAUAACAGACUCCAAACGGAACGGUGGAGGAAGGGAUAGGAAUGCACAGUCAAAGAAUGAAGGAGACCAUCUAGAAAUAUUAUCUGAUAAUGAGAAAGACGCAGCCGACAGGGAUUCUUGUACCGAUGAUUCAGUGAGACGAUACAGAACAGCAUUCACACGGGAACAAAUUGGUCGCCUGGAAAAAGAAUUCUACAAAGAAAAUUAUGUGUCAAGACCCCGUCGAUGUGAAUUAGCCAAAUCUCUGAAUCUUCCCGAAAAUACAAUAAAGGUAUGGUUUCAAAACAGAAGAAUGAAAGACAAAAGACAAAGAAUGGCAAUGGCAUGGCCUUAUGGGAUUGCUGAUCCUCAUCUUUAUGCUUAUUUAGCAGCUGCAGCAGCCUCGUUUCCAUAUGGCAUACCCUCUGCAAAUUCUAGUCCAUUUAAUGUAUACUCACAAAUGGGCAUCCAAAGACCAACAAACAAUAUGUCACAACUACAGUUAAUGAAUCCUUUAAGACCACGAUCUGAAAUUUUGCAAGGGAUGGCAAACACGAUCUUGCAGCGUUCUCCGCAAAUAAAGUCUCCGCAUCAACUGCCGGGAGUGUCUCCUAUUGGAGGUAACAUGCAAUCUGUGUUGGAAAGUGCUGGAUUAAUUGGACACAAUAGUGGACCAACAUCUAUAGACAAUUAUAACUGCAACCCAGCUUUAGCUGGAUUAUCAAAUAUACCAACAUCGCUUCCGACAGCCCCUAAGGCACACACAAACACAACUUCGCAUGGACUAUUUCGUCCAUUUCAGACUGAUAUCGAAGGAACGUGACAUUUGUAUAUAUUAACAUCGAACUCAUAUAUGUUUAUUUUCUUGCCAAAACUUGCUGAAAAAGACACUUCAAACUGUGAUAGAGUGAUUUCCAUGACAAUUGUUUCACUAAUUAGAAAGUGCUGUAAAAUAUAGAUUGUAAACGUGAUAAUUUGUUGUAAGAGUGUCUUCUUCCCUUACAAAUAAAAUUAUCAUAUAGAUUUCCA